CAAAUGUGACAAAGGAGGAAACAGGAAGUUCUUCGUCCUCAGUAAAGAGAGACGCACAGACGAUCAGACUGAGUUCAGACCAAACUAGCAGCUUCCUCUGAGUGAGUCCAGCUACAGGAGAGAAAAGUGGAAAACUCCAACACUGCUGCUUCAAGCUGCUGACGCUCCACACACUGAAUCUUCACUCACAGACUCAAUGGCUUCCAGAUCAGAGGAGGAUCUCUGCUGUCCGGUCUGUCAGGAGGUCUUCAGAGAUCCUGUUAUUCUGUCAUGUAGCCACAGCUUCUGUAAAGACUGUCUGAAGAGAUGGUGGAGAAAAAAACGGACACAUGAGUGUCCAGUUUGUAAGGAAAGAUCUUCAAAGAAGCAUCCACCUUUAAACCGAGCUUUAAAGAACCUGUGUGAGUCGUUCUUACAGGAGAGAGAUCAGAGAGCUUCAGAGGCUCUCUGCAGUCUGCACUCUGAGAAACUCAAACUCUUCUGUCUGGACCAUCAGCAGCCAGUGUGUGUCGUCUGCAGAGACUCAGAAAAACACACCAAUCACAGAUUCAGACCCAUCGAUGAAGCUGCACGACAACACAAGAAGGAACUUCAGGAAACUCUGGAGCCCUUAAAGAAGAAGUUAAAGGUUUGUGAAGAAGUUCAAGCAAAGUUUGAUCAAACAGCAGAACACAUUAAGGUCCAGGCCCGACACACAGAGAGGCAGAUUAAAGAGCAGUUUAAGAAGCUUCACCAGUUUCUAGCAGAGGAAGAGGAGGCCAGGCUGGCUGCACUGAGGGAGGAAGAGGAGCAGAAGAGUGGGAUGAUGAAGGAGAAGAUGGAGGCUCUGAGCAGAGAGAUAGCAGCUCUUUCAGACACAGUCAGAGCCACAGAGGAGGAGCUGAGAGCUGAAGACGUCUCAUUCCUGCACAACUACAAGGCUGCAGUGGAAAGAGUCCAGCGCUGCCCCCUGCUGGAUGAUCCACAGCUGCCCUCAGGAGCUAUGAGAGACCAGGCCAAACACCUGGGCAACCUGACCUUCAACAUCUGGAACAACAUGAAGGACAUGGUCUCCUACACUCCUCUCAUUCUGGACCCAAACACUGCUCAUCCAAACCUCAUCCUGUCUGAAGAUCUGACCAGUGUGAGAUAUGGAGAAGAGAGGCAGCAGCUUCCUGAUAAUCCAGAGAGGUUUGAUCGUUCCUGCUCUGUCCUGGGCACUGAGGGCUUUAACUCAGGGACUCACAGCUGGGAUGUUGAAGUUGGAGACAGUACAUGGUGGGCAUUGGGGGUGUUAGCAGAGUCUGUGCAGAGGAAGGGAAGCAUACGUUCUGGAUUGUGGGCUAUAUGGUUCUCGAAACAUAAGUACUCAGCGGAGUCACCAUCACCUGGAUCCACUGCUCUCUCAGUAAAGAAGAAGCUCCAGAGGAUCAAAGUGAAUCUGGACUGGAACAGAGGAAAGCUGUCGUUCUCUGAUCCUGAUACUAACACACACAUACACACCUUCACACACACUUUCACUCACAGGAUGUUUCCAUAUAUUGAAACUUGGAAUAAUCUAAAUGUGUGUCCAUUGAAGGUGUCAGUGUCAGUGGAGCAGAUCAGUUGAGGAUGAUGAUAUUUCUAAUGUUGUUUCCUGUCAGUGAAUUGAAGCUGUUAAACUGCAGCUGUCCUCCUGCUGCCUCGUUGUUCCAAAGAUCUUUGUUUCUCUUUUAGUUCUCACUGAUGAUUUAGUUUGCUGGGAUAUGGACUGACAUGUGUUGAAUGGGAGGAGCAGUUUGUUGUUGUCUUCUUGUCUGUUUAUGACAACAAUAAAUAUAUUGUUCAAACAAUGAUUCAUGUUUAACUCCAUAUAUGAAAUAUUUCUGAUAUUUGAAUUGUGGUUGUUUGCAUUUGAUUUUACUUUGUCUGAUUACAAUGAAAUUGAGAUCCAAUUUCCAAUCUACUGUGGAAGUAAUGAGUCAGUAAACUGCAAAAUGAAAAGGAAAUCAUGUUUAGACAAAACCUGUUAAAAAUAAUUUUCAAAAAUCAAGUGCUUUCUUUGAACUUUCAGGUGUUUUCUUUUGUGUCCUCUAUAUUAAAAGUGUUAACAUUACAACAAUAUGAAUCGGGACCAAUUUAAAAACCCAUGAAAGCUUAACAGUGUUUAAAGCGAACCCCGACUAUUAUGACAAGUUACUCUAAAUAUGUUACAAAUUAUCUCCACUGCAU
Molecule: messenger RNA, 2190 nt
Organism: Oreochromis niloticus (Nile tilapia)
Lineage: Eukaryota; Metazoa; Chordata; Actinopteri; Cichliformes; Cichlidae
Product: nuclear factor 7, brain-like
Exons: 2
Coding region: 197-1588 (463 amino acids)
Biological process (GO): protein ubiquitination
Molecular function (GO): protein binding; zinc ion binding; ubiquitin-protein transferase activity
Source: RefSeq, a predicted model, not a curated record